Messenger RNA from Myripristis murdjan (pinecone soldierfish), 7755 nucleotides. RefSeq lists its product as uncharacterized. The transcript is spliced from 46 exons. Bases 18 to 7349 code for a protein of 2443 amino acids. The record is from RefSeq and is a predicted model, not a curated record. Lineage: Eukaryota; Metazoa; Chordata; Actinopteri; Holocentriformes; Holocentridae.
ACCUCAUCCUGGAUGGCAUGUACAGGGACCGAGGAGGGGAGAAGGAGGCCCGCCUGGACCUCUACACACCAGCUGUCACCUACCUCAAAGCAGGUGGCUGGGGCGUGGUGGGGAAGCGGGGUGUGAAGGCCUCCUGCUCCUUAAGCUCAUUGUGGACCUCUCCCCUGAGAGGAGAUGUCUCUCUGGAGGCCUCUAAGUACAGUCACACCCUGCAGAUGGCCUCCAGUUACGGCAAACACAACCUCAGCUUGGCUGCAGCUCUCAAGUCCACGGACAAGAGUUUGAAAAAGAGGCUAGUGAUGGUGAAGAUGAUCUUGGCAGAGCCCAAGGGCCCGUCCACAGAGCUGGAGAUGGAGGGAGCAGUGGAGGAGCUGAGGAAGGACAAGAGGAUGUACCAGAAAACUGCCAAGCUAUGGCUUAGACAGCCAUUCCAGAGCUUUCCUCAGAGCCUCCUCCUGCGGGAGACUUUCACCGUCGACCUCCUCAAAGGCCUCUACAUCCUGGAGUCUAGAGCCGGUUUCCACAGCAGCGGAGAGCUUGUUCACACCCUCACCCUUGGCUACCAACCACCGAGCCCUUUUGUUUGCUCCGCCCUGAUACACCCCUUCAGCUCCUCCACUGUACCAUCAGACUCAGAAAUCUGUGUGACUGUUACCAGCAACCAGCUCCAGAAAGAGGUACAUGGGAGGUUACGGAUCGGCAGCAAGGACAGACUGACCUUCUUUGGGCAGGUUCUGUUGAACGCCUCACACUCAAAGCAACAAUCGGUGAAAGUUAGAGCCAACAUCACACACCAACUCCAGCUGCAGCUCCCCUCCUCUGCCAUAGUGGAGGGAGAUGUAUGUUGGAACCCCAAAAACAACACCGUCUUUGAUUAUCUGGCCGGAGGGAAAUUGAGGAUCGAGCGGCAGGAGUGCAAAUUUUCUGUACGUCUGAAUGGAACAUCAGGCAAAGUUGGUUUGUAUACCUCUCUCAGUCAUCCCUUCAAAUCCAAGCUUCCCAAAACACUAGAAGCUCAGGCCACUGCAGACAUGUUUGUGGCAGCUGGUAGAGGGAGCAGCUCUGUGUGUGUGAAGGCUGAUGGAAAGGACAGAGUGCUGCUGGAUGCUCGGAUGACCCACUCCCUGCAGAGGGGCAGAGCGUUUGGCCUCAUGGUGAACCUCUCCCAGAGCCUGCUGCCUACUGCCACUGACCUGCAGCUAAACAUGGCUGCCAACGUCUCCUCAAACAGUGUGUCUGUACAUGGCUCUUAUGCCCAGGGACAGGAGGCCUUGCUGGUCCAGGUGAGAGGCUCUCUGAACCACACGCAGGGUCUCCAGCUGGCUGUGUCCGGGGAUCUCAGGCACUCCAUGGCCAGCCUCACCAUUUUGCCCUUGACCCUGGGGUUGGAUGGGGCACUGGGACAGACUGACACACUGACUGAAGGGCAGCUGAAAAUUAGAGUGAUGGAGGCGUUGUACAGUGUGGAGAUGAGGCACGAGGAUGCUCCUGAAAUUUCCUGGGAUGGAGAAGAUGAGGAGGACGCGAUGAGAAAAACAUCCCGCAGUGCUCGUGAUUGGCUGUGUGCUCGGUCAGGCGCAGAGUCCUUGUGUGUGAAUGUGAGCCGCCAACUUGGAGAUUAUGGGAUGGGUGGCGUCUACACCCAACUCUCUCACUCUUCCAACCUGCUCACUGCCACAGGUGUACCAGCUAACAGCAGUGCUCAGGUGAGCUGGGCACAGGAAGCGGGUCGACUGUCAGUCCUGGCAGAGCUGCAGGCCGGAGCUGAAAACCUGAAGGCUGAGUUUACUGGAGGCAAGACCGGCCAGCCUCUCCCUCGAUGGGAGUUCCUCUCCAGGUUGCAGCACCAAAUCAAAGUCCUGGUGGAAAGCGGCCUGGCAAACUCCAUGCAAGCCAGAGCGCAUUACCAGGUAGAAACAGAUGGGGUGAACACAGGACUGAUCCUUCACUUAGAGGAGGAAAGGAUGGCCAAUGUCUUUUUCAGUGUUGGUACAAACAACAGUACAGCUAGAUUGACAGCAUCCCUAUGGCAAGACAUAAGGCAGCUCAAGGGGGUGAUACCCACCUCCUUACAGAUGAACUGCACGGGGGACGCCACUGCAGACCGGCUCUCAGGCCAAUGCUACGGAAGUGUGGCAGGCCGCCCCGUGGAGACUCUUCUGCCUCCGCAGUUCUCUGUGAAAUUCUCCAUCAUCCGUUUCAGCUGCACCACAAAUCUGAAUGCACAUCUGCAGAUUGGAGGAGAACAGAAGGGCAGCCUUAGCCUGUCUAUAGCUUGUCAUCCUCACCUUAGACUCAGGAGCUCCAUGCAGCACUCCAUUGAGGGGAUACAGGCUUUGGGCAUACCCACUCAUGGCUCCCUGGUCUUGGGUGUCUUAACUGCAGAUGUCCCUGGUGUGGAGGUGGGCCUGGAGCUAGGACAUUGCUAUUUCAGGGUUAACAUGGGAGAGACUAAAUCUUCAGAGAAAGAAAGGAACCAGUCCUCUUACGCUGUCAAUAUGACCAACUACUGUCCCGCUCUACAGGGAACCACCCUCCCAGUCUCACUGGUUCUUCAGGGCCUCCUGUCAGUGGUCCCUUGUCAGCUGACCAUGUCUUGCACUCUGAGGGCAGACAGCCAGGACCUGACACUGGAACUGGGCCAGUCCUGCAUGCCUCCACGCAUCUCUGGGACCCUCACUCACUCCUUCCUUUGGCUGCAGAGCCGAGGCCUGCCCCAGACCUCCAUCAUAGAGGCCUCUGUUUCUGAGGGCUCUGGCCAAGCUGGGACUCUGCUCAUCAAAGUUGGAUCAUGUCUCAUUAGAGCUAAAGGAAUCAUGGAGGCUGCAGGAAAGACACAGUGGCUCUGGGAUAUGGAGUCUGAGUGCUCACUCUUACAGGCCCAUUUGAAUGGUUCAGUGUGGCAGGACACUCAGGGUAUCUGGACAGUCAUGGUGGACGCUGGUUUGGAGGGCAAGAGGGGUUCCCUGAGGAUGAAUGCAAGCACCAGGCCUGAUCUGAGGCUGGAGGGAGAGCUCAGUCACAAUCUUCCUGGUUUCAGAGGUCUACCAGAACAUGGCAGGCUGCUAGUAAGCGGUCGGGCUGGAACACAUGGAUAUGAUGCUGACGCCCUGGUACAGAUGGAGGAGUGUGCUGCCACAGCCAGAGGGGCUGUCAUGUCACAGCCCAGCCUACAGGGGUUGUUGGUGUAUCAUAAUAACUGCACAGUGGUACAGGAAUGGGGGAGUCCAAACCGGAUGCAUGCCUCAGGGUCCUUGGUUGUCUCCCAGACUGUUUUUGAAUCUCAGGUCUCCAUGGCAACAGACAACAAAGAGUUACAGGCUUCGAUGGCCUUGGGGAAAAAUAAGGAGAAAAAUGAAGCCUCAUUCCAUCUUAACCACUCUGUCCCUCUGUUAAAGACAGUGGGUCUCCCUACUGAUGUUGCUAUGAAAGUUAAUUCUUUGAGCCCUGGCAAUGGCUCACACUUUUACCUACUGCAGUGCAGUACAGGAAAUCAGCAGGUAUCGCAAGAGGUGACAGUGGCCAAAAUGUCUGCGUCAGUGAGAGUCAAGAGUCUUUUUAGGCAUACAGUAAACUACCUGAAGAAACUAGGAAUCCCUGGAAACAACAGCAUCCAGAUGGAACUUGGGUCUGGUGAGGGGAAGACUGUGACCUUGCAAUCCCAGUUUGGAUUUCAGAAGGCAGGCUUGAGGCUUAAAAUGAAAAGCUUCCCCAUGACCACAGAGUUAAGAGGAACCAUGUGGCACAACUGGCCAUGGCUACAGGACAGGGGACUUCCACUCGUCACAGAAGGCCUGUGCUCCAUCCAGGGAGGCUUCUCUCAGCUUCAGUCCAAGGCUCAUCUCAUUAUAGAUGGGCAAAAGCUGCUUGUCUCUGGCUUGAAUAUCAGUGUUGCUGAUGGACGUCUGGCCAUGCUGCUCUCCUACGCCCCACCUGCUUCCUCUCAAACAGCGACACAACCCAGUCUGGACAUGGCUCUGACUGCUCAGUUCAAAGGCCCUCUGCGGAGUGUGUCAGUGGACCUGAGCUGCAGAGACUGGAGGGUCCGCGUGGUGGGGGAUGUUGGGGGCUGGGGGACACAUGGAGGGUCCAAGGAGGCCAGAGUUACUCUGAAGCACCACAUGCACGGACAGAUUAGCCCAGUCUUACAGGUGGAAGCCUGGGGCCGACUUACCGACUCCCAGCUUCGGUGCUCUAUGGCUGUGAACCCUGAACUCAGCUCCUCACUGGCACUCAUCAUUCAAGGACACCAUCUCCCUGACAGCAAGGAACUGAUGGUGAAGGUGGUCCAGAAUAUUCCCAAGCUGUCGGUCUACCUGCCUGCACAGCUCAACACCAGAUUUCAGCUGAACCAGUCUCGCUCCAGUGUCCUGGGCUUGGCGGAGCUGUCGUCUGGCCGGAGGAGGCUUUGGGCUCUGGGGGAAAUAGCUGCCAUUGAGUGUGGCUACAGGCAGGUUCUGGAGCUCAACCACACCUACCCACAGCUGAAGCCACUCCCCAGGACCAUAGCAGUGAGAACUGUGUAUGAGGCCAGGAACUGGAGCUACCAAGUUCAACAUGGUGCAUUGUGGGGCAGCCAGGAGUUCAGCCUGACCGGCCUGUACUCUGCACCUCCAGCACUGGAGAUGGGGAACCACUCCUUGAAAGUUCAGAUCACCUGUGUUCCGCGUUGGAGCAAUUUGGAGGUGACUCUGGAGCGCUCACUGCACGGCCGACGGGACAGUGUUUUACUGGGCUGGACCAGACAUGGCCGACUGGAGCAGGUCAGGGCUCUUAGCCUGUGGGGUCAAUCAGAGGAGAUGAACGAGACCAAGGUGGAGCUGAAGCAGCCCUUCACCGCCACACUGUCCCAGCUCUCCCUCCACACACUCUCCCACUUCUCACGGAGGGAACAACGGAGCAGUCACCAGACCCAUCUGUCCUGGGACAGUUCAGUGCCUGUGAAUGUCUCCCUCAGCCUGAACAAACAGUGGCAGGGUAACUCCAGCAGGGGGCAGGCAUGCACUCUUUUCUCAUCCCGACACACGGUGGUCUCUUCUGUGAAAGGAUGUGUCUCUGUAGGCCGGGAGGGAAAUUCAUAUUCCCAAAAUGCUGAGCUUAGGUGGGACAACAGGAGUGUCAAGCAAGGCAUGAAGUACCAGAACAGUCCAAGGGGAAUGCACAGUCUCCAGAUCAGUGCGGGUUUGGAGAAUGUGUCGUCCACUCCAUGUCCGUCCCACAGCCUCCUGGCCAAGGUCCAAACCAACCUCAAAGACCGAUUGGAGCACACAGUUUUGUUGGGUCUCUGCCCCCCACAGCCUACUCUGUCGUGGUCAGGAUCCCACAGAGUUAACUCAGGAGAGGAGCUGUUUUACACACAGACUCGCCUUUCAGUGACAGGACAUCCCGCCCAGUGCAGCCUCACCCUCGCCCUCAUCAACUCCUCCACUGUUCACAGCACCAACAUAACCCUCUUCUCUGAGUCUAGGAUUGGUAAUUGGAGUGUGGAGGCGGGGGGCAGUGCCUUGUCCUCCCCCCAGGCGUCGGGACUCCAGGUUCAGGCCAGGCUGGACCGCAGUGAGACUUUCUGGCUGAAUGGAGCAGUAGAGGGCAGAUGUCUUCAGACCAUAGCAGGUUAUAAGAAUGGUUCAUGGCUCGAUGAGGACCUCACUGUUGCAAUGUGUGUGGACACAAACCGGAGGUUCACUCUGGAUGUGCAGAAGCGAGCAGACAGAGGCAAACCUGAAACCAUUGGCAGCGUCUCCAUGGGAACAGCCAAUCAGAGCCUAAUGCUGAGAGCCCAUGGCUGCUCAGAGACCCUAUUUGGAGUGGAGGCGCGAAUUCAUCAUUUGAGCUCUCAGAUAAGGAACAAGCUGCUGGAGAGAAUCAAGACAUUACAGCAUCUUCUCCUGGAAUUCAGACGGCAGUCUAGAGACAGUGAGCUACUCCAGGAGCUGAGCGCUGUGCCCCUUCGACUUACCCAGCCAGCAGAGGCUCUCCUGGGGCAGAGUGACAGAGGUUUAUGGGCCCUGUGGCAGAGGGGCCCCCUCCGACACAUCUUGACCGACAGCCUGCCUCGCUUUCUCAGUCUGCUGCAGCACGCCUCGCUGCUGGGACAACAGGAGCUCAGGAGGCCGCUCGCCACUCUGGCAGGAGUGUACCAUGAUGUGACGGGCCAGAGGCUGGAGCCUCUGUGGAGGGAGGCUCUGUCGCUGUGGACGUCCAGGCUGCUAGAAGUCCUGCCUCCUCUGCUGGAGAACCCUCAGCUGAGACCACUGGCUCAGGCCAGCCUCUCCGCCCUCAGCACCGCCCUGGAUUUGGUAGGCCAGCAGACGGUCCACUGGGUUGAAAACAGGUUGGCAACAGCCUUGUCUGGAGUCAGGAAACGACUUACGUCUGUCUACAAACUCUCCCCAAGAGAAUGUUCAGUGUCGGUGUCGAUGCCCCUGCCGCGGGUCCCCUGGUCCAGGGUUGCUGAAGCUGGUGUGGUGGAAAUCAUUUUGGAGGAGUGGCUCCUGAGACCCCUGCAGGCCCUCACCUCUCUCAGGCCCACUGCUGAGCUUUACCGCCUCAAGAGGAGGAUUAUGGACAGCCCCUUCACACACCAAGCUCUGCUGGUAGCAGAUCAGUUUGCAGUGUCAUUUGAUGGGCACCUGUAUGAGCUGCCAGGCUCGUGUCCCAUUCUUCUUGCUCGAGAUGUCGCCCACAACCCCUCUUUCACACUGCUGCUCAGUUCAGACUCAAACUCCCGGCGCUUCCUUGUGGUAGGGAUGAACAACAGCAGCAUCAGCAUUCAGCAGAAUGGACAGGUGAAGGUCAACUGCCAUGCAAUGCACACAUCACAGCAAAAGGAAAAUGGAGUGGCCAUCAAAAGGAGCUCAAACACUGUGGAAAUCUCCAAUCAGAACGGAGUGUUGGUUUUGUGUGAUCUGUCGCUGGAGGUGUGCAGCCUGACGCUCGAUGGAUGGUUGCAUGGUGUGUCCACUGGUCUCCUGGGAAACAAUGACAAUGAAGCAGGGAAUGAUUUUGUUUUGUCUGACGGCUCUCAAGCUGGGAACAUGGCCGACUUCAUCUACAGCUGGCUGAUGAGGCCUGAGUGUAUCAGGCCACCAGCCGUAAAGGUGCCCUGCUCCGCGGCAGAAAUGAACCCAGUGAACUGUGACUUUCUGUUCUCCUCGCCUGAUUCUCCACUGAGUUCCUGCUUCAGAGUGGUGGAUCCUGGCCAGUUCUUGUCAGUUUGUGAGAGGAGCCACUGUGGCUCUUUCCCAGGCCCAUCAAGAUCUUCCUGCAGAUUAGCAGCUGCUUUUGUUCUUCUCUGCCAGCAAAACUACAUCCCACUGGAGGUCCCUGUCCAAUGCUUACAAGUAUAAACAAAGGAAGACCUUAUGAGGACCAAGGAUGACUGUUUUUGCUCUCAUUUGCCAGCUCCUACAGCUGAGAGUGCUAUCUUAUACCACUUCUUGUACUUUAUUACUUGUGCACUUACAUUUCUGAUUUGAUACUGUAUUGUAUAGUUAAGUAUUUUCAUACCUCCUGUAAAGUGCAUUAUUGUCCUGUUUAGACAUGCUGUAUGUUCAACAAUGUCUCAAUAAUGUGAAUGUGAACAAUACUGUCUGUAACAUUUACCCUUGCAGUGCUUUAUUGUUAAUCAUCAUUUUAUGAUCUGUAAUCUGUACCAGUGCCGAAGACAAGGGUGACUGACUUGGGUGCAACUACAGCAGUCCAUCCUCACAAUCUAAUUUUAAUCAUAAAGGGUCGACACAUAUUUUUACUGCA